AUGAUUAAAUAUUUGAAAGAAAGAAGAGAAAAAUAUGGUAUUUGGGUAGUUGGAAUUGUUAACGAUCCAGCCUUAUCCAAUCGUUUAUUUUUCCAACGUGCUGUUACAUCGGCAGAAGCCAGUGCAACAGCUAAAGAAGGUGGUGCACAUUACUGGGAGGUGAUACCAGACGGUAAAACUGCAAGAAGCCCUUUAGUAUACAAUCAAAUUAUUAUGGAAAUUAUUUCGACGCUUGGCGAUUUCGAAGUUAGUGCAAUACCCAAAAAGAUUCCAUUAGAAGUUAACAAAGAGGAAAUUAAACGAAAGGUAUUCCGAAGCUGCGAACAUUUAACGCUAAUCAAUGCUCAAAUGUGA
Messenger RNA from Enterobius vermicularis (human pinworm), 354 nucleotides. The record is from the annotation of a GenBank genome assembly. Lineage: Eukaryota; Metazoa; Nematoda; Chromadorea; Rhabditida; Oxyuridae.